UCUCAUUCCUUUCUCAUCGGUAAUCCGACUAGACACGCUGUCGCGUGUGCUCUACACAGCUUCAGUUUCUCUCCGCCACCUCCACCUCCACCGGCCCUUCAUUUCAUUUUUUUCGGAGCGAGAAAUUCAACUGCUACUGUCUCACACACAAAAUUUAAGUACUCAGAGUCGCAAAUUUUGUUUCGAAUCCUCUCUUUGCUUUGCUUCUUCUUCUUCUCCUUCUUUUUUUUAUUGAACUUUUGCUCUUUCCAACAAAACAGGAGAUAAAACGUUUGAAUUUUUAGGUUCCUACGCCUUCAUUAUCUCAGUCAGGGUUAUUCUAGGGUUUAGAGCUUCAUUCAAGCCGGUAAAAUAGAAUUGAGAGAUCAUCCAUUCAAAACUGAAGUGUAAAUAGUUUAAUUCGGAUACAUUCGAUUCGAAUUUUUUUGUGUCGGAUUUGAAAUUAGGGUUUCGAGUUGAAUUAUCGGACGAUGAUAAUAAAAAAAAUUACGAAAGGCGAAAUGCGGCGAGGCAAUACGAGAGAGGGGGCUUGUAACGAAUUAGACGAGGAGGAGAAUUUUGAAUACGAAUUGAUUCCAAAGAAGCGAAAGUUGAAUGGAUACAAUUCAAAUUCAAUGGGUUUAUAUAGUGAAUUUGAUGAUUUCAGGAGGGGUUCAUAUACUUAUCGCAGCGACGAAUCUUACUGGGCUAACGAAGUUCAGUCUAAUUCGAAGAAGAGAUUGAAGAAUCAGAGUUCGGCGAGCUCUCGAAAGUUGAUAUCGAGAUCUUCUCGAGGGCGAGUGCAAACGCUUCCUUCGAGGUUUAAUGAUUCGGUUGUGGAUAUCUGGAAAGGUGAGGAAUGUAGAAUUGAUGAUACUGAUACGGGAAUAGAGGAUGGUGAAUUUCAAGAUAGAAAGGAUUUUUGUAGUGAGAAAUAUAGAUAUAACAGUAAAUUCGAUUUCGUAAGCUCUAAUUCCUACCCCUUCUACGCCGCGGAAGGAAAAAGAGAAGCAGGCCAGUUAGGGUGUAACGAUUUUCAGUAUAGAAAUUGUAAUACUGCAGAGUUUUUGAGUUCGGGUAAUCUAUUGAUAGAAGAUGGGGAGUUUGUGCCAAAACAUAGGUAUACAGGCUUGGAUAAAAUGAGAAGAGAAAGGGCUCAUAAAAAGGACGUUUAUAAACCAGAGGAUUUUGCUUUGGAUGAUAUAGUUUGGGCCAAAUGCGGGAAGAGAUACCCAUGGUGGCCAGCUAUUGUGAUUGAUCCCAUUUUGCAGGCUCCUGAUGCUGUGCUCAGUUGUUGUGUUCCUGGUGCUAUUUGCAUUAUGUUUUAUGGUUACUCUAAAAAUGGAACUCAAAGGGACUAUGCUUGGGUGAAACAGGGGAUGGUAUUCCCCUUUGCAGAAUUCAUGGAAAGAUUUCAGGUGCAGUCUCAAAUGUUCAAGUGCAAGCUGAGUGACUUUCAGGUGGCACUAGAAGAGGCAAUUUUAGCAGAAAGUGGUUUCCAAGGCAUGGACAGCAGUUGUGCGGAAAUAGCAUAUCCUGAAGCUUAUCCCACUCGAUUCCAAGAAGCCAGCUGUUCAAUUCAGGAUCAGGACUUCUACAAUCAACAACAGGAUGCAUGUUAUAAUGACAUGAAAAUCUGUGAUGGUUGCAAUCUAAUCUUGCCAUGCAAAAUUGUGAAGAAAGGGAAGAGAUCAACAUUUCAAACUGAACUUCUAUGUAAACAUUGUGCUAAGUUAAGAAAAUCAAAGCAGUAUUGUGGCAUAUGCAAGAAGACCUGGCAUCAUUCAGAUGGAGGGAAUUGGGUAUGCUGUGAUGGCUGUAAUGUAUGGGUGCACGCUGAGUGUGACAGCAUUUCCAGCAAACUUUUCAAGGACAUGGAAGAUAUUGAUUAUUAUUGUCCUGACUGCAAAGUAAAGUUUAAAUUUGUGCAAUCAGAUUUAGAGAGAAGGAAGCCUCCAGUAAAGUCAAUAGAAAACAGUGGACAGGCUGUACCACUUGACAAGGUGACAGUUAUCUGCAAUGGGAUGGAAGGAACAUAUAUUCCAAAACUUCAUUUAAUUGAGUGCCACUGCAGUUCAUGUGGGUCACGGAAACAAGCACCGAGUGAAUGGGAAAAGCACACUGGGUGUAGAUCUAAAAAAUGGAAGCACAGCGUGAAAAUCAAAGACACAAUGUUACCACUGGCUCAAUGGAUUGCUGAAUAUAAUGCUUGUGUAGACCCUCUAAAGUUAGAUGAGCAGAAGCUACUUGCUUUUGUGCAAGAGAAGUAUGAACCUAUUUAUGCAAAAUGGACAUCAGAAAGAUGUGCUGUUUGUAGAUGGGUUGAAGAUUGGGAUGAUAACAAAAUUAUAAUCUGCAACAGGUGUCAAAUAGCUGUCCACCAAGAAUGCUAUGGGGCAAUUAACGUUCAGGAUUUUGCUUCAUGGGUGUGCAGAGCAUGUGAAACACCUGAUGUUGAGGAGUGCUGCCUUUGCCCUGUACAAGGGGGUGCUCUGAAGCCAAGUGAUAUUGAAAAACUGUGGGUUCACGUCAUAUGUGCUUGGUUUCAACCUGAAGUUGGUUUCUUGAAUCAUGAGAAAAUGGAACCUGCCACUGGAAUACUUAGAAUUCCAUCAACAUCAUUUAUAAAGAGGUGUGUUAUCUGUAAGCAGACCUAUGGUUCGUGCACCCAGUGUUGCAAGUGUGCCACCUAUUUCCAUGCAACAUGUGCCUCACGAGCAGGUUAUUUCAUGGAGUUGAACUGCACAGAGAAGAGUGGUAUGCAAGUCACAGAAAAGUUAAUAUAUUGUGCUGUUCACAGGAAGCCAAACCCAGAUUCUGUUGUAGUCGUGCGUACUCCUUCAGGGAUUUUCUCUGGAAGAAGUUUUCUUCAGAAUCGGAAUGGGUGCUCGAGGGGUUCAAGGUUGGUUUCAUCCAAGAAAGUGGAACUCCCAGAUCCCUCAACCAGAGAGAGUAAUGAAUUUGAACCUGUCUCUGCUGCAAAGUGCCGUGCUUUCAAAAGAACAAACUAUAAGGUGUCUGAAGGAGAGCCAAUAUUCCACCGAUUGAUGGGACCAAGACAUGAUUCUUUACAUUCAAUUAUAAGCCUGAGCACCUGUAAAGAAACUGGAGAUUCUACAGUUUUCUCUUCAUUCAAAGAACGCCUUUGCCAUUUACAGAAAACCGAAAAUCAUCGGGUGUCUUUUGGUAAAUCUGGUAUACAUGGAUGGGGCCUCUUUGCACGCAGAAAUAUUCAAGAAGGAGAAAUGGUCAUUGAGUAUCGUGGAGAGAAGGUGAGGCGGAGUGUUGCUGAUCUGAGAGAGGCACGGUACUGUUUGGAAGGCAAGGAUUGUUAUCUUUUCAAGAUCAGCGAGGAAGUUGUAAUUGAUGCAACAAAUAAGGGGAAUAUAGCACGGUUAAUCAAUCAUUCGUGUAUGCCCAAUUGCUAUGCGAGGAUAAUGAGUGUUGGUGAUGUGGAGAAUCGGAUUGUUCUCAUUGCCAAGACCGAUGUUUCUGCCGGUGACGAGCUAACGUACGAUUACUUGUUUGAUCCAGAUGAACGUGAUGACAAAGUUCCUUGCCUCUGUAAAGCUCCCAAUUGCAGGAAGUUCAUGAAUUAAAGCUCGAGAUUGACUUUUGAUGUAUCUGUGUGAAAGCAUCAGACUCAUCUAUUAAUCUGCAAUGAACCUGUAAUUUAAUUCAUUUACUUACUCUGAUAACGAUCCCAUUUUUUGUAGCUAUAAAAUGUAAAUCCACUAGCUGUUUGGUUGGCACCUUGAAUUUUUUUUUUUUAAAAAAAACAACAGCUGCUAAUCCUUUUAAUCCAAAUUGCAACAUUAACCCGCA
This is a messenger RNA of Populus euphratica (Euphrates poplar), 3804 nucleotides long. RefSeq names its product histone-lysine N-methyltransferase ATX3-like. Lineage: Eukaryota; Viridiplantae; Streptophyta; Magnoliopsida; Malpighiales; Salicaceae. The record is from RefSeq and is a predicted model, not a curated record. The coding region runs from base 471 to 3578 and encodes 1035 amino acids. The transcript has 23 exons. Gene Ontology annotation, molecular function: protein binding. Gene Ontology annotation, biological process: regulation of transcription by RNA polymerase II.